Saccostrea echinata is the source of this 2417-nucleotide messenger RNA. Its product is annotated as polyunsaturated fatty acid 5-lipoxygenase-like. Gene Ontology annotation, molecular function: oxidoreductase activity, acting on single donors with incorporation of molecular oxygen, incorporation of two atoms of oxygen; protein binding; metal ion binding. Lineage: Eukaryota; Metazoa; Mollusca; Bivalvia; Ostreida; Ostreidae. The transcript is spliced from 15 exons. The coding region runs from base 36 to 2183 and encodes 715 amino acids. The record is from RefSeq and is a predicted model, not a curated record. Gene Ontology annotation, biological process: lipid oxidation.
UAUCGAAGGUGAUCGAUGACGAUUUCUUGGUCGUAAUGUUGAGCAUCGCAACUUCCCUCGUUCGCCUUCAAUUUCCGAGUUGUCACGUAAAGCAGUUGUUAAACCACUUCGGGCCACAGUGGAGUUGUUUACAGUCCCCACGUGGAAGUUAUUUAUGUUGGAUCAGUCGGCAAUACACCAUGGCAGGAAAGUCUGCUCAGUAUAAAGUGGUGGUUAAAACUGGCGAUAAAAAACGAGCAGGUACGGACGCUAACGUCAAAAUCAUUCUACAUGAUGCAAAGGGCCAGCAAACCAAAGCCGCCAAGUUAGAUAACUUUUUGCGUGACGAUUUUGAACGUGGUCAGAGGGAUAAAUUUACUGUGAAAGAUGCCGUGGAUUUGAGCGAGAUUCAUCAGAUCGAACUUUGGCGCGAUGGUGCGGGUCUCUAUAGCGAUUGGUUCUGUGAUUACGUUGAAGUGACCAAUUCUCGCACGAAUCAGGAAUUUGUCUUCCCAAUUUAUCGCUGGAUCCGCCCAGAGUACCAUUAUUUAAUUCAGCAUCUGGACACUUUUCUUCCUCAGAAUGACCCUCACAAAAACCAACGGAAUAUGGAUCUUGAGGACAUUAGGGAAAAAUACCAAUAUACUCAAAGAGUCCCUGGGUUACCUUGUCAGGUGAAAGCUAUCCCGGAUGAUGAACAGUUUUCCUUUGAUUACAAAUGGAACAUUGCGAAGAGGAAGCUGAAGAUGAUAGCGGACUCCAAGCUCCAGUUACUGACCCAGGGUGGAAAAUGGGAGGGGAUCCAACAUCUGACCAAGGUCUUCACUAACGCCUUCGGAGAGCCGCUGGGGUGCAAACGAUGGAGUAACGACAUAUUCUUUGGUUGGCAGAGGAUAAACAGCAUGAACCACUCUUUAAUAAAACUUUGUACAGAAAUCCCCAAAAAGUUGGGAGUAACGGAUAUAAUGCUGCAGCCGUUCUUGGAAGGAUGGCCCCUUCACCAGGUGAUAGAGGCCAAACGUCUGUUUAUAGUAGACCUGGAAAUAUUACAGGACCUCCCCUGUAAAAACGAAGAUUUCAUAUGCCCGGUACCCAUUGCCUUAUUUUUUGUGAAUGGUGAUGGACGACUUGUUCCCAUAGCCAUCCAGUUGUUCCAACAGAAAGCCAACGACAACCCUGUUUUCCUUCCAACAGACCCUCCUUACACUUGGAUGAUGGCAAAAAUGUGGUAUAAUCUGGGGGACGCAAGCUAUCAUCAAUCUCUCACUCAUCUGGGCUACACACAUUUGAUUAUGGAAGGAGUUUGUGUCGCAUUUCAUCGUAAUCUUUCUCAAUCACAUCCACUCUUCAAACUUCUAGCUCCCCAUUUCUUGUAUCUCAUCGCCAUUAACACGCGGGGCCUAGAGCUGCUGGUGGCUCCGAACGGGUGGGUGGAUAAGACCAUGAACAUUGGCAUCAAAGGAAUGUUCGAAUUGAUUGCUAGAGGGUUAAAAGAAUGGCGCAUGGAUGUUCAUGGCACACUACCGGAAGAUCUGAAAAGGAGAGGGGUCUACUGUCUCAAUGGGAAAAUUUUACCUGGUUAUUACUUCAGAGAUGACGCAUUACUCCUGUAUGACGCCAUCAAAAACUACGUCACCAAAUACAUUAAUCUUUACUAUGAUUCUCCAGAAACAAUUGAGAAAGACUGGGAAUUGCAGAACUUUGGCCGUGAACUGACUCUUUCACGCGAAGAAGGAGGAUGCGGUUUACUUGGUGUUCCAUUCGAUGGUAAAUUUGACAAGCCAGAACAGUUAAUAAUGGUGUUCACAUGCAUUAUCUACACAUGUAGUGUUGCGCAUGCAUCAACAAACUUCCCGCAAUACGACGAGUAUGCUUUUCCCCCAAAUUAUCCAGCUUCCAUGAACGGAGUACCCCCCAAAGACAAGAGUCCAUUAACGGAGGAGGACAUUUUGAUGACGCUUCCGGACAAAAAGACGACAUUGGACGUCAUGACGGUAACCAAGAUUCUCAGUGAUCGUGGUACAAAGAGUCUGGGCGACUUUGAAGUGCAAUAUAUAUUUGAUCCAGAUGCAAAACAAAUAGUCCAAGAGUUCAGAGCCGAAUUAAAAGAAAUAAGCAUGAAAAUCAAAAGAAGCAACGAACACAGAAAUCCGAAAUAUGAAUGGCUUGAUCCGGAAGUGGUUCCGAAUUCUAUCAGCAUCUAGAGAUUAACGAAGACCUGGGUACAUACUAGAUAGUGCAAUAUUAUACCAGGAGUUGUAUAUUUUUAUAUAUAGUUGAAGUACUGCAUUCAGAGCAAUUUAACUUUUGACCAAGUUUCUUGUGUAUUUACUCAUUUUUAGAAUUUGUUAUAUUCAUGUGACAUCAAUGCGAUUAGAUAAUAGAUUAUUUUGCUACGUGUACUUUGGAGUAAUAAAUGAUUUUUUUCCUAAGUACUA